Messenger RNA from Racocetra persica, 409 nucleotides. The record is from the annotation of a GenBank genome assembly. NCBI's taxonomy places the organism in Eukaryota, Fungi, Glomeromycota, Glomeromycetes, Diversisporales, Gigasporaceae.
AUGGAUAACGUAUCUUCCCAGUCUAGUAGCUGUAUCAAGUCUAAAAUAAUUUGGCGCCCGUUACUUCCAAAUAUUCAAUGCACACAAGUGCCACUCACCAAUGUACCCUCAGUAUUAGACUUAUACACAUUUGAUGUGGUAUCGUCUGGAGGUGGUGCUCUUAGUGAAGGCUAUGAAAUUUUGCCACAGGAUCGUACAAAUAAGGGUCGGUUACGUGAAGGAGAUAUCAAAACUAUUACGCUCAUAGGCGAACAUGCAAAACAAUUAUCUAAUUCAAUGUUUGCAUACACAGAGUAUCUUGGAUGUUCUUUGCGGAAUGGGUGCCGCAAAGGCAAAUGUGGUUGGAAAGGUCGUAUUGUAGUUCCUCGGGACAAACCACUUAACUUAUGUAACAUUGAAUAUCACGGAA